AUGCUUCAGACUCGGCCAAAUGUCGUUAAUUUUGUUUGUGGAAAGUCUUAUAUAGGAAUCUGGCUGAAAAAGUUAUUUGCCGAAUGGAGUCGGCAAUCGUCUCAGCGUCUUUUCGAUCUAAAUGCUGAGUUUAUAAAAUGGAUACAAGACACUGAUGCGCAGAUUGAUGACUCUCAAAUGAUUUGUGAAGCAGAGUCGGGUAUCAUCGAUUUCCCGGUUGUCAGUAAAGCUGCUGUGCCGUUUGAGAUUGAAUCAUCUGGGCGAGCACGAAAAUGGAUCUCAAAUCAGAUGCACCUCCUACAGGUGUGUCCCUCUGCUGCUCUACCGGACAAUAAGAUCAUGGAAUGGUGCCAGAUCAUCAAAAAGAACCAUGCUGAUGUUGUUGAAGUGCACCUUCUUGAAAUGCUCUAUCAUAUUCGUGCCAUGAAUCUUAGUGGAGCUUUGGAGUGUCUUCGAUUAUACUUCGAUUAUUCUAUGUUUCGAAUGAGCGACGUAGUGAUCCCUACUACCACUCGCGCAUGUCGGAUGGGAACACUUGACCAGAGAUCUCUGAGGUUUUCGUGCCUUCUUCAAGCAAGACUUUGUAGAUUAUUCGGUGACAAACAUGCUGCGCGUCUACUCCUUAGCGAAUGUGUUCAACAAGCACAAAAUCACGAUGUCGCCUGUUUACGCAUGGCAAUGGUCGAACUGGCCGCUUUGGAAGCUAUGCCCGCAAGUGAAUCCGAUUUGAAGACGAAUUUGGAG
Molecule: messenger RNA, 744 nt
Organism: Cylicostephanus goldi
Lineage: Eukaryota; Metazoa; Nematoda; Chromadorea; Rhabditida; Strongylidae
Source: the annotation of a GenBank genome assembly